Molecule: messenger RNA, 1980 nt
Organism: Lactuca saligna
Lineage: Eukaryota; Viridiplantae; Streptophyta; Magnoliopsida; Asterales; Asteraceae
Source: the annotation of a GenBank genome assembly
AUGGAUGCUACAAAGUUGAUACCUCUCAUAAGAAAUGUCGCUGAAUCAAAAACGAUUAAACAUGCCAAACUCGUUCACCAAAAAGUAAUCACCUCAGGCCAACAGAAGAACAUUGCAAUAUGCAAAAACCUCAUUAGUCUCUUCUUCUCUUGCCAAUUAUUCCAAUCUGCUAGGCUAGUUUUUCAAUCUAUUGAAAACCCUGCAGAUAUCACAUUAUGGAACAGUUUAAUUUCAAAUUACACAAAGAAUUUCAUGUUCGAUGAAGCUCUUCAAGUCUUCGAAAAGCUCAUGCAAUUCACUCUCUUGAAACCUGAUAGUUACACAUACCCAAGUGUAUUAAAGGCCUGUAGUGGACUGGGGUUUGCGAACUUCGGUAGAACGAUCCAUACGCAUCUGGUUAAAAACGGGUUUGUGGCUGAUGUUGUUGUUACUAGUUCUUUGCUUGGGAUGUAUGCAAAAUGUGGUAUGUUUCGGUUAGCAGUCCAAGUGUUCGAUGAAAUGCCUGACAGAGAUGUCGCUUGUUGGAAUACCGUAAUCUCUUGUUAUCAUCGUGAUGGGCAGUAUGAGAAAGCAUUGGACUUGUUUAAAAAGAUGAAAAAUGAUCAUGGGUAUGAACCUGAUUCUGUAUCAUUCACAACAGCCAUAUCCGCUUGUUCUAAGCUUUUGAAUCUUGAAACAGGUAAGGAGAUUCAUAAGGAAGCCAUGAGAAACGGUUUCGGAUCCGAUGCUUUCGUUCAAGCUGCUCUGAUUGACAUGUAUGGUAAAUGUGGUUCUUUAGAUAUGGCUCUACAAGUUUUCAACCAAAUCCCUUUCAAGAAUCUCGUUUCUUGGAACUCCAUGAUUGCAGGAUAUAGCUUAAAAGGUGAUAGCAAAUCUUGCAUUCAACUUCUAUGGAAGAUGAUCACACAACAAACUAAACCAAAUUCAACAACUUUAAGCAGUUCACUAAUCGCUUGUUCCAAAUCCUCAAACGUGAAACAUGCCGAAUCCAUCUUCAAGAAAAUGGCAAAAACAAAUGUUGUAGAAUGGAACUCCAUGAUUUCCGGAUACGUAUCCGUAGGCUUGUAUCUUGAAGCUCUUGACAUCUAUAAAUCCAUGAAUACAACCCAAGUGAAACCCGAUGUGAUCACAUUUACAAGCAUAUUAGCAGCAUGUACACAACUUGGUUCACUAGAAAUCGGUAAGGAUAUUCAUAAGUCUAUCAUUUCACACCACUUUGAAUCAAAUGAAAUAGUUAUGGGAGCUGUUCUUGAUAUGUAUGCUAAAUGUGGAGAAGUGGAAAUAGCUCAACAGGUUUUUAGUCGAUUACCUGAGAGAGAUCUUGUUUCUUGGACUACUAUGAUAGCAGCUUAUGGGGCUCAUGGGGAAGCUUUUAAAUCACUAAAACUCUUCCAAGAUAUGAAGAAACUGAAUAUAAAACCAGAUAGAGUUGUGUUUUUAGCUAUUAUUUCGGCUUGUAGCCAUGGAGGAUUAAUUGACAAAGGGUGUUAUUACUUCAACCAAAUGGUUAAUGAUUAUGGGAUCCAACCAAAAGUUGCAGAUUACUCAUGUGUAAUAGAUCUUCUUUGUCGUGGUGGAAGAGUGCAUGAUGCUAAUGCUAUUCUACAAAAGACUGAAAGCAUUAGAGAGGAUGUUGAACUGUUGAGCACAUUGUUUUCAGCAUGUAAGUUACAUGGGGAGAUAGAAUUGGGUGAGAAAAUUGCGGGUUUGCUUAUUGAUAAAGAUCCUGAAGAUCCAUCAACGUAUACUGUGUUAGCUAACAUGUAUGCUUCAACCAAAAAAUGGGAUAAGGCAAGAAAAGUGAGGAUGAAGAUGAAAGAGCUUGGAUUGAGAAAGAAUCCUGGGUGUGCUUGGAUUGAAGUUGAUAAAAAGAUUGAAGCUUUUUUGGUGGAAGACAAAUCGAUCCCUCAAGCAGGAAAGGUGUAUGAAUGUUUAUCUGUUCUUGUUAGUCAUAUGAACAUGGAUGAACUUUUGUUUUAG